AUGGCGGUCGGUAAGAAUAAGGGACUGUCCAAAGGAGGGAAAAAAGGUGUUAAAAAGAAAGUGGUUGAUCCUUUCACCAGAAAGGAUUGGUACGAUGUCAAAGCUCCGUCAAUGUUUGCAACUCGCCAAAUAGGUAAAACUUUGGUUAACAGAACUCAAGGAACAAAAAUUGCAUCCGAGGGUUUGAAAAAUCGUGUUUUUGAAGUUUCUUUAGCCGAUCUUCAAAAUGACACUGAUGCUGAAAGGUCGUUCAGAAAAUUUCGACUUAUAGCAGAAGAUGUUCAGGGUCGAAAUGUAUUAACAAAUUUUCACGGGAUGGAUUUAACUACGGACAAGCUUCGUAGCAUGGUUAAAAAAUGGCAGACAUUAAUUGAAGCUCAUGUUGAUGUUAAAACAACAGAUGGAUAUUUAUUGAGGGUUUUUUGUAUUGGAUUUACAAAUAAAGAUCAAAUGUCACAGAAAAAAACAUGCUAUGCUCAACACACGCAAGUAAGAGCGAUAAGGAAAAAGAUGACAGAAAUAAUAACAAAAGAAGUGACCGAUUCAGAUUUGAAAGAUGUCGUUCAAAAAUUACUGCCUGAUUCAAUAGCUAAGGAAAUUGAAAAAUAUUGUCAAAAAAUUUAUCCUUUGCACGAUGUUUAUAUUAGAAAAGUGAAAGUUUUAAAGAAACCACGUUUCGAUCUAAGUAAAUUGUUAGAAUUACACGGUGACAGCAAAGCAGCGUCGGAUGAACCUGGAGCAAAAGUGGACAGACCUAAAGGAUAUGAACCACCAGUUCAAGAAAGUGUCUGA
Messenger RNA from Pediculus humanus corporis (human body louse), 792 nucleotides. RefSeq names its product 40S ribosomal protein S3A, putative. Gene Ontology annotation, molecular function: structural constituent of ribosome. Gene Ontology annotation, biological process: translation. Gene Ontology annotation, cellular component: cytosol; ribosome. Bases 1 to 792 code for a protein of 263 amino acids. NCBI's taxonomy places the organism in Eukaryota, Metazoa, Arthropoda, Insecta, Psocodea, Pediculidae. The transcript has 5 exons. The record is from RefSeq and is a predicted model, not a curated record.